This is a messenger RNA of Penaeus chinensis, 309 nucleotides long. Its product is annotated as trypsin-1-like. The record is from RefSeq and is a predicted model, not a curated record. The coding region runs from base 62 to 289 and encodes 75 amino acids. The transcript has 2 exons. Gene Ontology annotation, biological process: proteolysis. Gene Ontology annotation, molecular function: serine-type endopeptidase activity. NCBI's taxonomy places the organism in Eukaryota, Metazoa, Arthropoda, Malacostraca, Decapoda, Penaeidae.
GCAGGUGCUGUCGAACACCGCGUGUCAGUCCGGCAAUUACGGAAGCGCCAUUCAAGACACCAUGUUGUGCGCCGGAAGUGCAGGCAAGGACUCGUGCCAGGGAGACUCCGGCGGCCCUCUGGUGUUCAAGGACGGAGGCGGAAACUACGACCAGAUCGGCGUGGUGAGCUGGGGCUACGGCUGCGGAGCUCAAGGCUACCCCGGCGUGUACACCCGCGUCAACAGCUACCUCGACUGGAUCAAGAGCAACACAGCCGAUGGCGUUUACUGCAAAGGAAUGCUUCUCUAGUCCUGCCACUUCCUGCUCUC